Molecule: messenger RNA, 1210 nt
Organism: Anthonomus grandis grandis
Lineage: Eukaryota; Metazoa; Arthropoda; Insecta; Coleoptera; Curculionidae
Product: developmentally-regulated GTP-binding protein 2
Exons: 6
Coding region: 94-1188 (364 amino acids)
Biological process (GO): cytoplasmic translation
Cellular component (GO): cytoplasm
Molecular function (GO): GTP binding; GTPase activity
Source: RefSeq, a predicted model, not a curated record
GUCAAAUUUCAAUUUUCAUUCAUGAAAUUCCAUCAUUUUGAUUUUAGGUUGUAACUUGUAAAUCGGGAACUUGUAACUUGUAACCCGCACAAAAUGGGGAUUUUAGAGAAAAUAUCUGAAAUAGAACGAGAAAUCUCUCGCACUCAAAAGAAUAAAGCCACUGAAUAUCAUUUGGGGUUACUCAAAGCUAAACUAGCCAAAUACAGAUCUCAGCUGUUGGAACCCUCUAAAAAAGGAGGAGAAAAAGGAGAAGGAUUUGAUGUAUUAAAGAGUGGAGAUGCUAGAGUCGCACUCAUAGGGUUCCCAUCAGUAGGAAAGUCAACAUUGCUCUCAACCCUCACAAAAACUGAAAGUGAGGCUGCUUCCUAUGAAUUUACCACUCUAACUUGCAUCCCUGGUGUUAUUGAUUAUAAUGGGGCUAAUAUUCAAUUGCUUGAUUUGCCUGGUAUCAUUGAAGGUGCAGCACAAGGUAAGGGUAGAGGAAGACAAGUUAUUGCUGUGGCCAGAACGGCAGAUUUGGUUCUGAUGAUGUUGGAUGCAACUAAGAAAGAUGUUCAUAGAGAAUUGCUGGAAAAGGAAUUGGAAAGUGUUGGGAUUAGGCUUAAUAAAAGAAAGCCAAAUAUAUAUUUCAAGGUCAAAAAAGGUGGUGGUCUAUCAUUUAACUCCACCUGCCCCUUAACCAAAAUAGAUGAGAAGCUAGUUCAAUUGAUUUUGCAUGAAUAUAAGAUUUUUAAUGCUGAAGUUUUAUUCAGAGAAGAUUGCACAGCUGAUGAAUUGAUUGAUGUCAUUUGUGCUAAUAGAGUAUAUCUGCCAUGUUUGUAUGUUUACAAUAAAAUUGAUCAAAUAUCAAUUGAAGAGGUGGAUAGGAUUGCCAGACAACCCAACAGUGUAGUUGUAAGUUGUAACAUGAAGUUAAAUUUAGACUAUCUUCUGCAAGUGUUAUGGGAAUAUUUGAGUUUGAUCAGAGUUUAUACCAAAAAACCUGGUCAACCUCCAGAUUUUUCUGAUGGACUUAUUUUAAGAAAAGGCGUUUCAGUUGAGCAUGUUUGUCAUGCCAUUCAUAGGACAUUAGCAGCUCAGUUUAAAUAUGCAUUAGUUUGGGGAACAAGUACUAAAUAUUCACCACAGAGGGUAGGUUUGUCCCAUAUAAUGGCUGAUGAAGAUGUAAUUCAGGUUGUUAAAAAAUAAAGCUGGUUACUUGGUUUUCAAU